Messenger RNA from Erinaceus europaeus (western European hedgehog), 2582 nucleotides. Its product is annotated as interleukin-1 receptor-like 2. Gene Ontology annotation, biological process: signal transduction; regulation of inflammatory response. Lineage: Eukaryota; Metazoa; Chordata; Mammalia; Eulipotyphla; Erinaceidae. The transcript has 13 exons. Gene Ontology annotation, molecular function: interleukin-1, type I, activating receptor activity. Bases 422 to 2158 code for a protein of 578 amino acids. The record is from RefSeq and is a predicted model, not a curated record.
GUCACUGCUGAGGAUUAAAGCUCUAGCAGGCUAUGCAACCCACGUCAGCAAGAGCUCACUUUCUCCUUUCUCUUAGUGCUCGGCACCAGCUGGUGGUCUGACAAGAUGUGAAGUGUCACCUUCGUGCUGCCUACAUGUCCAGACCCAAAGCUCUUUAGAAAAGGGGGGGGGGGGAAUGAGCAAGUCUACCUAAGGCUGACUUCAGAAUGCACUUUUGUUUUUAACAAAAACACUCAGCUGGCUUCCUUUAGGGGAAGAAACUAUCCGAAAGCUACCUCCUCCUUGGAGGUCUCUCUUCCCCAAAUGGCCCGAUGAUGUGGAGAGAAGAUGCUCUGAUGAUGGCUGACUGGUGAUUUGGACCUGAACUUUCUCUGCUUUUUCAUUUUCCUGUGUUGUAAAGAACACUGCUCAAUUCUGUCCUAUGGUGUUGGUUCAGGAGAUUGAACCUGGGACCUGGGACCUGAGAGCCUCAAGAGAGAAUAUGAAUGUGUUACUCAGGCUUGUUUGUUUCAUAGCUCUACUGACUUCUCUGAAGGCUGAUGAAUGUGAACAACAUCAUGAAAAAAUAAUUAUAGUUUCAUCUGCAUAUGAAAUGGAUGUUCGUUCCUGUCCUAUUACCACAAUUUUAAACAAAAUCAGUAUAACUUGGUUUAAAAAUGACAGCAUAAUGCCUAUAUCUACUGAAAGAGAUAUGAGGAUUCAUCAGUACAAUGAUAAAGUUUGGUUUGUUCCUUCUAAGGUAGAAGAUUCAGGAUACUACUAUUGUGUAGUAAGAAAUUCAACACACUGCAUCAAAAAUAAAUUAACUAUAAAUUUCGUGGAGAAUAAUACCAACUUGUGUUACAAUAACAAAGCUCUAUAUAAACAGAAACUACCCAUUGCACAGGAUGGCAAUAUUGUAUGUCCUUAUUUGGAAUUUCUAAAAAAUGAAAACAGUGAGCUUCCCAAAAUACAGUGGUAUAAGGAUUGCAAAUCUCUGUUUCUUGACAGUGUAAACUUUAUUGGAAAAACAAAUAAACUUCUCAUAAGAAAUGUGAACGAAGCACAUAGAGGGAAUUAUACUUGUCAAACAACCUAUACACACUUGGGGAAGCAAUAUCCUGUUACCAGGACUAUCGAAUUUAGUACUACAGAGUCAAAUACACGCAAGAGGCCUGUGAUUGUCAGCCCAACUAAUGAGACAGUGGAAAUAGACUUGGGGUCCCAGGUACAGUUGCUCUGCAAUGUUACUGGCCACUGGGAUGAUGAUGUGUACUGGAAGUGGAAUGGAUCAGUGAUUGAUGAUGAUGACCCUGUUCUGGUGGAAAUGAUUAGGCUGGAGAAAAACCCUUCAACCAAAAGAAAUGAUAGAAUCAUUGCAGAGCUCAAUAUUUCAGCAGUGGAAAAUAGAUUUUAUCUGUAUCCAUUUGUCUGUUUUGCCAAGAAUUCACAAGGUUUGAAUACAGCAUAUGUCAAAUUAAUUUAUCCAGCUCCAGAUUUCCGGGUCAACUUAAUAGUAGGGCUUCUCAUCUUGACAGGGAUGGUAGUGUCUGUUGUGUGUGUCUACACCAUUUUUAAGAUUGACAUUGUACUUUGGUAUCGAAGUGCCUUCCUUUCUACUGGAGUCAUAGAAGAUGGGAAGCUUUAUGAUGCAUAUGUCUUAUACCCCAAGACUCAAAGAGAAAGCCACCACCAAGAUGUAGCCACACUGGUGUUGAAGAUCCUGCCUGAGGUGCUAGAGAGGCAGUGUGGAUAUAAACUAUUUAUCUUUGGCAGAGAUGAAUUUCCUGGACAAGCGGUGGCCAAUGUUAUUGAUGAAAACAUUAAGCUUUGCAGGAGACUGAUCAUCAUACUUCCUAAAUCUCUAAGUUUUGCCCUGUUAAAGAACAUGUCAGAAGAACAAAUAGCUGUCUACAAUGCUCUGGUCCAGGAUGGUAUGAAGGUCAUUCUGAUUGAAAUGGAGGAGAUCAAGGACUAUACAGUCAUGCCAGAAUCCAUUCAGUAUAUCAAACAGAAGCACGGGGCCCUCUUGUGGAGUGGGGACUUCACAGAGAAGACCCAGUGUGCAAAAACAAAGUUUUGGAAGAGGGUGAGAUACCGCAUGCCACCCAAAAGUUAUCCACCAUCAUCUCCUGUCCAGUUGUUGAAGCAUCUGCCCUGUGACCUCACAGCUGGAUAGUGGAAGGCCAGUAUGCCCUCAUUACCCCGUGACAGAGAGGCUGACUUCCAGGGGUGGCUUAGCACUGGACAUUUCAUUUGAGCUGUUCGCUUAAAGCUGGCUGCUGAGCACUUGUUUCGGGGGCCUUUGUUUGCUUGUUUUGAUCAGAGUUAUCUGUUAGAGAAAAUGCAUUGCCUUCCCAGCAGACCUUUGUUGAUUUGUUGGCUCUGGAUGCUCAUGAACAGACACUGAAUACAGUUCAGACUGAGCAUCUGAAUCCCGGGGAACAGAACACAAAAGCCUGGAGAGCUACAGUUCAGAUGUAAAGAAGUUUGUUGCUUGGUGUGGCAUCUCUAUGUCCUGGCAUGGGAGCCUGGGAUGUCAGGGAUUCACAGGAGGAUAUUGGUAGGCUCACAACGAUAAUAGUACUUUUUUCAUGCCUUGA